This is a messenger RNA of Cladophialophora carrionii CBS 160.54, 1497 nucleotides long. RefSeq lists its product as uncharacterized. The coding region runs from base 1 to 1497 and encodes 498 amino acids. The transcript has a single exon. NCBI's taxonomy places the organism in Eukaryota, Fungi, Ascomycota, Eurotiomycetes, Chaetothyriales, Herpotrichiellaceae. The record is from RefSeq and is a predicted model, not a curated record.
AUGCCUUCGGUGCAAGGCUUCAAUAUCACCGUCGAAGGAGUUGAUGGCACACCACUCACCACCUAUGGAACCCGUUCUAGAGGGAAAGUUGUCUAUACCAGCAUGGAAGCUCGAGACGGUGCCAGAUUCCAGAUUCGAGUGAAACCGGACUUCCCAUUUCCUGAACCGAAGGACGCAAUAGUUGGCGGCGAGCAGCAACCGGUCAGCAGGCAAAGCUUGGAGUCUUCCAAUGCAAACAACGCCAUGGACUGCGACGAGCGAGAUGGUAAGCCCAACAGACCUUAUGAAUUUUUCGCAUCCGUGUACAUUGAUGGCAACUCCAGAAGCGAAGACAACCUUCAGAUCCCUACCGAACCUGGCGAACAAUAUUAUCGCUCUGAAGGCCAUGUGUUCAAAGGUCGCUGUUGUGGCGCUGUCAUGGAGGACGAUGUGGUCACUGGUAGCGACUCCGAGUCUGGAAUGCUCACGAGGUACCUGGUGUUGCCCUGGGUGUUUCGCCAAAAAGGGAUCGAUGUCUUGCUGGGUCACAUGAAUAUCUCAGAAACGGACGCGGACAUCCCAAAGACGGAUCUGGAACAAGACUUGGCUGAUAUGACCGAAGCGAUGGCCCGCGACGGACUAUCCAAACCAGCCGGCAGCAAGCGAGGUCAGAUUGAAAUUACCAUCACAAGAGAAGUGACUGUCAAAGUGGUCCGACCAAAGAAGUACGGGCAGCAAGAGGAUACAGUACACCGUGCCAAUGACGACUGCAAUACGCACGAAAUCACUGUUGAUGCAAACAACAAGCGACACAUUCGCACGACCACGGUGACGACUCGUCCCUAUCGCGCAGACGAACAGUUCUUUUGCAAAGUGUGCAUUUCGUACUACGAUAUUACGAAGUUGAGGAAGCUGGGCCUGUGCGCUCAGGAUGGAACCCCGAUUGACCGCCGGCUUCUUGCAUUAUCCAGUCGGCCAGAGUCACCCGGUCCGCUGAAGCGUCGCAGCGAUUACGAGUUUGGAAGGUACGGACUUCGCAUUGACAACCCCAUGCUGAGUGAUGGAGAGGAAUCAGAGUCUUCAGACUCAACAUCUGACUCGGAUGUGCCUCGUCGUAACAAACGACAUCGCGCGAUCACUUCCCGCAGACGCAAGGCUAGGCUGACCAAGCCACGCAAGAACAAUCAGAUGCUUAGCUGGACAGCCCAGAAGGGUCCUGAGUCGUCAAACCAGAACGUCCACGCUGCACAAUCCCCAAGCACAAGCCUCGUGUUGCCCGAAUUCCAUUUUGAUCCAAACGACGAGGUCUCUGGAUGGGCCCGCGAGCUUCAUGCAGCGCUUGGGACGCCACGUGCAACUGACAGCCAACUGCAGAUCGCCAAUGCAAGUGCAGAGCCGGAAGACGUCCAUACUGCCACAGGAGAUAUGGAGUUGAUCACUGUCGGCACCGAGAUUGUUGAGCUAUCGGACGAGGUAGACAUCUUGCAUGAACACCGACGGCUAGGUGCAUCUCGGUGA